GAUAUUUUUAUCAUGCUCGUAAAGACUUAAACAUGACAUUAAAUUUGGUAUUUCAUUAUUUUUACUGUGCAUUACAUUACAUGAAUCUUGAAAUGUAAACAUUUUAAAUAUGGAAAUGAGGCACUUUUUAGGGAGGCACCCCAUUGUUAUUCAGAGCCAAACUGACAGAAGUUUAUAAACCUCAAGAAAGGAAAUUUGCUCACACACAGUGCAAUGGCGAUUGUAGCAAAGCUGAUUUUCAUUCUCUGCAGUUUGGCCUCAAUAACAGUGUCCAAUCAUGAGUUUAAGGAGGUUGGCAGUUCUGUUCAGCUGCACAUAAAAGGCUAUAUAAAACCAUUCAAAACCCUGAAAUGGAUGCAUGGAAGAUAUUUUGUAUUGACAUAUGAUCAAAAAUUGAAUAAGGUAGAACCAGGCCGUGCUUAUAACGGUAGGGUGAAGCUUGAUAAGGACACCUACAGUCUGACGAUGAAAAGCCUACAGAAGAAUGACAGUGGACUCUAUAUAGCAAAAUCAAUUGAUGAAGAAGGGGAAAACUCUAUUGUUCAGUACAAACUCUCUGUAUUAGAUCCAGUGGAGAGUCCAAUCCUUACUCCUGUCCCUCACCAGCUAAGCAGUGACCCCUGCAAUGUGACUCUCACUUGUAGUGGUCACAACCUCACAAUCCGCUCUAACUGCUCUAAUGAUGUCUGUGAGGAGAAGAAAAUAGAAUCACCAGGAGGCAUCAUCCUAUCCAUGUAUGUCAGUGGAAGCACUAUAACCUGUAACCACAGCAACCCAGUCAGCUGGAAAAAAAGUGCAAUUAAAGAGAUUAAAGAAAUCUGUUUUUCUAUAGGACCUACCAACCAACUGCUCUAUAUUGUAAUAGCACUGAGCUGUGUGGCACUUAUCCUCCUUCUGACUGUUAUUGGUUGUCAUACAACUUAGGAGGAAGAAAACAGGUAUCACCUUCAGUUUUUUCCAGUACACAAUUUCAUGGAGAAAGAAACCCAUUCUGCAUAAUGAAGCAAAUAAUGCAAGAUUGAUUGCUUGAAGAGAUGAUUUGGUUAAAUAAUAUUAGACACAGACUUUUAAAUACCAUUUCUGUAUUUACAGGAGUGUAUUUACAAGAGUAAAUUUCAAAUACUGACUAAUUUACUAAUAAAUAAUGUUUAUUAUAUUGAGAAAUCACAUUUAGUAUUAUAAGUCUCUUAAAAUAGUGAAAUUUGUUUCUCU
This is a messenger RNA of Electrophorus electricus (electric eel), 1212 nucleotides long. The record is from RefSeq and is a predicted model, not a curated record. Lineage: Eukaryota; Metazoa; Chordata; Actinopteri; Gymnotiformes; Gymnotidae.